AUGGGGUGUGGUGUCACAAAAAACAGCGAAUUUAAUAGAAGAUAUGACAAAGAUGGAAAUGUCAUCUCAGCAGCCAGAACAAUAAAAGCUGCAGUGCUGAUCCAGCGCUGGCACAAACAGUAUGUGGCUCGCAUGGAAAUGAGACGAAGAUACACUUGGAAUAUCUUCCAGUCCAUGGAGUAUGCAGACCUACAAGACCAGAUCAAAUUAUACAAUUUUCUUGGUUACCUGGUGGAUAACUUUACUCCUUCAAGCAGUGAACGAAACCUGAUCUCACAUAUCUUCAGAGAAAACGAGGUUUGCAGAGAUGCAGAGUGGGAGAGAUACUUCAACUACACCAAUAUUGAUGUGCCAGACAUUUACUCUGGCCCACGGCUGACCUUUCCUUUAGAUAUGGACCAGGCUGCUGAUCUUGUAGAAGCCUUCAAAAACAAACAACAGCAGCUUCACUCUCGUUACGUUCUUCAGCUUCUCCUAGAAACGUGGAAGUUGCUCAGAGUGUUGCCAAAUAUUAAUCGAGUGUCUACAUGCCAUAGCAAAGAAAUAACCAUAUGUGGUGAUUUACAUGGACAGUUAGAGGACUUGCUGCUGAUAUUUUACAAGAACGGAAUGCCAUCAAUGGAAAAACCCUAUGUUUUCAAUGGAGACUAUGUGGACCGAGGGAAAGACUCCAUGGAGGUUCUGCUCAUAUUAUUUGCAUUUCUGCUUGUGUAUCCUGGAGAUGUUUAUCUUAAUAGAGGAAACCAUGAAGACCAUAUCAUUAAUCUAAGGUAUGGCUUCACCAAAGAAGUGCUGGGGAAAUACAAGCUGCAUGGAAAGCGUAUUCUGAAGCUGCUGCAGAAGAUCUUCAGCUGGCUGCCUUUAGUGACAGUGAUCGACCAGCGGGUGCUUAUAGUCCAUGGAGGAAUCUCAGACAGCACAAACCUUGCUCUCAUAGCUCGAGUUGACCGACACAGAUACGUGUCUGCUCUGAGGCCUCCUAGGAAGACAACUCCAUCAUGCAGUAAUUUAUAUGCAGAUUCAGAGCAUUUUGGAAAGGUGGUCAUCUGUCAAAACAGAAGGGGCUCCCUGACAUUCCCCACACCGUUUGGAGCUCGGGAUAGUUUCCAGAGACGCUCUCUUCAAGACUUCUCCAGAACUGUUGCUCGGACGGUUGAGGAGGAGCUCGAGGUCCGCCGUAGACAGGCAGAGUUUAGCCUGUCCAGCUUCAGCAAGUCUCAACACAUCCUGAGAUCUACCCAGUCCACUGAAUCUGAACCGGAGUCAUCUGAAUUCACCGACACCAGCAAUGACGAGUGGAAGCAGAUUUUGGACCUGCUGUGGAGUGACCCCAUGUCUCAGGAUGGUUGUGUCCCAAACGAGGUGCGAGGUGGAGGCUGUUACUGGGGUCCUAAUGUCACCGAAGACUUUCUGAACAGACACAAUCUGCAGCUCAUUAUCCGCUCUCACGAGUGCAAACAGGAUGGAUAUGAGUUUUGCCACAACCGCAAGGUUGUGACACUUUUUUCAGCCUCAAACUAUUAUGAGAUUGGAAGUAACAGAGGAGCCUUUGUCCGGCUGGGUCCAGAUCUCAUGCCUUAUUUUAUUCAAUAUCAGGCCACGAGUAUGACCCGAGGACUGAGCUUUCCACAAAAUGUAAAACGCACAGAGCACACAGCUCUCAAAGUCCUACGUGAGAAGUUGUUUGCACACAAGUCAGAUCUCCUCAGUGCCUUUCAAGAGCUCGAUAAGGAGAACACAGGACUGAUCACUUUGAGUGACUGGGCCAGAGCAGUUGAGCGUGUUCUUCACCUGGAUCUGCCCUGGAGGAUCCUCCAUCCUCAGCUAGUGUCCUCCACCACCAACGGUAUGGUGAAUUACCAUGGCUGGUUUUGUGAUCUUGCGCUAAAAAAGCCCAACUCAGAGGUCAUUGAGCAGUCAAUGUUGGAGACACUAUAUAGACAUCGAUCCACACUGGAGACCAUUUUCAGAAUAGUAGACACAGAUAAUUCAGGUCUCAUAUCUUUUGAGGAUUUUCGUCAGACAUUGAAACUCUUCAGUGCCUAUCUGAAAAUGGAGAUCUCUGAUGAGGUCAUUAAUGAGCUGGUUGUCAGUAUGGACACAAAUAAUGAUGGUAGCAUUGACAUCGAUGAAUUCAUGGAGGCUUUUCGGCUGGUGGAUAAAAGUAGACUUGAGAGGGGUAAAAGUCUACUACAGUUAAGGCAUGACAUUCAGAGACUUCCUCGGGAGGAAGAAAGCUCUCAGAUCGCUGACUCUAAAUGUCCACAGACUUCACAAAUUCCUGCAGAUUCUGCAUGCUCACAGACUUUACAUUCUCCAGCUUUACAGACUGCAGAUUGUCAAUCUUCACAGACCGAUGAUCUCUGCCACAUUUCUGUUGAUGUUCCACCAUAA
Messenger RNA from Danio aesculapii, 2394 nucleotides. RefSeq names its product protein phosphatase with EF-hand domain 2a (gene ppef2a). Lineage: Eukaryota; Metazoa; Chordata; Actinopteri; Cypriniformes; Danionidae. The record is from RefSeq and is a predicted model, not a curated record. Gene Ontology annotation, molecular function: manganese ion binding; iron ion binding; protein serine/threonine phosphatase activity. Gene Ontology annotation, biological process: detection of stimulus involved in sensory perception; negative regulation of MAPK cascade. The transcript has 18 exons. Gene Ontology annotation, cellular component: cytosol; nucleus. The coding region runs from base 1 to 2394 and encodes 797 amino acids.